This is a messenger RNA of Sipha flava (yellow sugarcane aphid), 1686 nucleotides long. RefSeq lists its product as uncharacterized. The transcript is spliced from 3 exons. Bases 904 to 1647 code for a protein of 247 amino acids. Lineage: Eukaryota; Metazoa; Arthropoda; Insecta; Hemiptera; Aphididae. The record is from RefSeq and is a predicted model, not a curated record.
ACAAGCAUUCAACGUAAUAGUAGCGGUACAUUAUAAUUUUUUUUUUUUUUUUGCCUCGUUAUUAUUCAUGAGCGUCGCCGCCGCCGCAUGGUUUACAUUAUCUUUCGCAGUAGUUUUUUUUUUUUUUGCCGUUUUUUACCAUGUUCUUUCGUUAUGUUAAUUUAUGGUAUGCGUGUUCAAAUAUUUCCGCUCGUUGUUUACCGUUGCGCGGUCGGAGCGAUACACGUAACGCGUCUAACCCAACGCGUUUUUAUACGACGGCAACCGAACAGCGGUGUCCAACGUAUUUUUGGUGGGUCGCGAUAGUCACGCUCUCGUGCUCGAACCGCGGCCGACAGUACAAAACGUGUGACCAUCGGCGGUUUUGCUUUCAAUCCCGCGACUGAUCUCGUCGUCGUCAUAAAUCCUGAUUAAAAUACCGAUGCACAACCGAUUCUCGUAUACAUAGGUUUGCUCGUGUUUUCCGUUCCGACUUCACGCAAGAUAACCUUUACGAUUACGUAACCUUACCGUUCCAACAGACACUGUACAUUAUAAUAUUGUUCAUGCGCUAUGUCCGUUACGGGUUCAAAUCGGGUCGCGCGCCCAUGCGGUCACGAUAGCGAACAAAUGGUUAUAGCUGGUUACACGUUUUGGGACGUUGCGUUAUUACCGAAAACCAGUAAUGUACCGACACUUUUCUUUCGAUACAAGUAGUUACUUUUGGUUUCGAUACUUUACUCGUAUUGAAUCGGUUCAUGAGUAGUCAUGCCUCAUAUCUACGUGUUCGCAUACCUACGAAUGGUAUAAAAUAUAUUUUUUCAACGUACAAUUUUAAGUAAACAUAAAGAAAGAGAUGAUAAUGUGUGAAUAGUUCUACAUUGUUACCUAAACUAUUCAACAAGUACAGUUUCAAUUUAUAUAAUGGCUCAACAACAGAAAGACUUAACUGUUAAUUAUAAGACAUUGCCCAAGUUUUCUGUUGUCGAUUUCGAGUUUGCCUUGUAUGAUGAUUUACUAUAUUUAAUAUCCGGUGCAAUUUCCCACAGUGAUUCUGUGGAGAAUGAUGUGACGAAAUUCGAAGGGAUACCGAUUCGAAUAGAUAAAGAUGGAAAGACAAUGAAUAUGACACGCCGAGAGCAAAGUAAAGUCUUAAGUUUUUUUAGAAGAAUUUUAGCCCCCAAAAAAUUGGCUCAGUUUAAAGCGUUUAAAAUGGAGAUGGAUAAUGGCUUUAAAUUGUGCUACACAAAUUUAACUAGAAAUAUAAUUGCGAACCACUUUAAUUUCGAAAAUAGAAAUAAUAUUAUAUUGGUAUGGAACGGGUCUACAGAUGUAAUUAUUCUAGAAAGAUUACGUAUUUGGAAUGCUGUAGUCAAUUUAGAAGCUUAUGAUGUUUAUAAUAAUGGUGAUUUCUUUUUAAGACUAACUUUCCUUCGAACCAAACAACUCAUAGCCCAAGUUCCCUUAGGAAAAUUUUAUAAAAAUGGCAGGUUAUUGUCACUAACUGAAGCCCAUGAUAUCAUUUGUUGGGAUUCACAUGAGAUUACCUAUCUACACGAUCCAAGGGUAGAUGUUAUUCUAACAAAGUGUUUAUUUAAUUAUUUGGUAAAUGAAGAAACUUUUGAAAAAAUACUAAAAAGGACUUUGGUGUUAGCAGAAAGUUCGUAGUUACAAAUAAGAAAUAUAUUUUUUCCUUCCUAAAUAACU